AUGAAUAAGUUAAUCAUUGGAAUAAUAGUCGGAGUGUCUAUCAUUUCUACACUCUGUGUUGUUGUCAUUGUCGCCGUUACUCUUGGUGUUGUUCUCUCUAAAGAUGAUUCUUCUGGUGACGUACCUAUUAAUUUCAAAUCAGUUGUCAACAAUCCUUACAUGGUCAAUGAAUUAGACACCUUUGAAAUUAUUUCUCGCACCAAAUUUAGUGGUGAGAAGCCAAAGAUUAUGAAGAUGAAAUAUACAAAGUACCCAUAUUGGGCAACAACAGAAAAAUUUACAACUGACGAAAAAACUGCGAUCAUUGAAGAAAACACCCGAAUAUGGGCAGAUUUGCCAACAAUGAUAAACAAUGGUAGUUACGGACGUAUGAGUCCUGAAUUGGGUGGAGAAAAGCAAUUCGAAGCCACUGGUGUGAACUGGGAAGCGGACAGAGUAACUAUUAAAUAUGGAAUAAUGGGCAAGUUGACUGGAAUGCGUCUUGUUGGUUGGGUAUUUCCAGGUGAGUUGUUUACUGUGACUGUUCCUCAAGAUCUCAACAUUGGUGAAAAAAAUCUUCAACUUUGUGUUGGUAAAUGUAGCUCAUCAGCUGGAAAUCAUUGGCUUAACGUUGCAAAAUUUUCCAACAACCGAAUGCCAUUAGACUCUUACCAAUUCCCACUCAAAGAAUCUUUACUUGACAAAAAUCGGCAAUACAAAUUGGGAUCUCCUUUUGGUGGUGGAGUUUAUGUGUGGACUAAUGACAACGUGAAAAAUUGGAAUCCAUUCUUUUUGACUUUCAGCAACUUAGGACUUGCUCCCCGAAUCAAUUAUGGUGAAACAACAAACAAACAGUGGAAUGAAGAGUUGAGAAAUGCUCCAGGAAAUGUUGCUGAAAUAAGAGCACCUGGAGUUAGACUAAUCAUGACUGCACGAAACGUCAGAGAAGUUGAAGAUGCCGAAUUUGUAGGAACUUGGUGGCAUGAAGCAAUUUCUGUUGGAAACACUUUUACAUUUUAUCCAUUGCCAAUUUCUAUGAUGUUUGACGAAAGAGUUGAUGCGGGUGCUGCUGUCGCUUUUGUUGGUGCGUGGUUUUGUCAAAUACCAAAUUCAUGGGCUGCUUCCACUGUUAAUAAACAAGCUAUGAUUACUCAACUCAAUUGGGGAACUUUGCAUGAAAUGAAUCACCACAUGGAAGGAACAUACGCAAGAGAUGGUAAAUGGGGAAUGGGUGCUUCUGAGACGAACAACAAUGUAAUAAACGCUCUUUUCCAUAUUGAUUACAACAAUAUUGCUGCAAAAAGAAAUAAGGGACUUACUGAUUGGGAGUAUAUCACUGACGGGUAUUCGACAAUGAAAACCGUUUUCGAUAAUUCACAAAACUCAAUUUAUUUGAGAACAUAUGUGACUCCAGCAUUCGGUUUUGGAACUAUUGCAGUGAGUAAUUUAAUCAACAAUUAUUAUAACAUGUAUUACAAUGAAAAGUAUGACACAACAUUUGGAAAGUCCAGAACAGACUCCGGAAUUUUCUGUCUUUUGUUAGCAAGAGCAAUUGAACGGGAUACACAAUAUUACUGCAAUAUUUUCAAGUGGGCAAUUGACACUAAAAUACUUGCAGAGAUCAAGAAGUACAAAUACCCAACUUUCUUCCCAUUUUUCAUGAGUUACUCACAUACAUACAACGGCAAUAAAUAUGGUAGAACUUAUACAUUGCCGUAUAAUAUUACAACAAGACUCAACUUUACAGCUUCUACUGCAAUGGAUAAGGCAACAAAGAACAUUAAGUUUGAAAUAGUCGAAGGACUUACAAAAGGAAACUUAAAAAAAAUUGAAGAGAAUGUUUAUGACUAUACCCCAACAUACAAACCAAGUGACGGUGAUACUUUUAAAAUUAAGUUCACCUUUAAUGCCAACGGAGAGAACGGAGAAAUUAUAUACGAAGGAGAGUUCGUCACUGAAAAUAAAGCGCGACGUGGAUAUGGCUAUAAAGUCGUAUCUGAAACAAAACUGAACAAUAUGUCGGAUGUCGAGGCAAUAAUGAAAGGACGCGACAUGUCAAACUAUGAUUACACAAGAAACUCCAAUGCAAUGCAAAUCAAUAAUUACAAUGACAAAGUCGAUAAUGUUGAUACACCAACUUUUAACACAGUUGAAGGAACUUUUAUUGUUCCAGACGAAGGCUAUUACACACUUUUCGCUAAAACAGACGAAAUGGGUAGUUUGGAUAUGCAAAUGGAAGAUGGCAAAUACACUCGUUUUGCAACAGUAAAUAAGUACAUUUCAGGUUACCAAAAGAAUUUGGAAGGUUCAUACAAAACAGCACUGUUGAAAGCCAAUUACCCAUAUAAUUACAUCUUGCAGAAUUAUAAUGCAGGAGGACAAGGUGGUAUAACUAUUGGGUACUGUUACCAUGGCACUAAAGAAUCCGAAGUCAACAUCUCAUCUUGUAGUAUAAAAGAUGUGCCAGCAACGUAUGUGUACGCCAAAGGGUUGGGACCACAAGAUGUCCAAAAAGAGUAUGUCUACCCACCUAUCAAAUACAGCCGUCAAAUUCGUUAUUUGAACUACAAAAUGGUAACCUCCCCACAAUGCAUCAAAGAUGAUUGCAGUGUCGAAUGUUUUCAAUUGCCACCGCCUGGUAGUUCCAGUGAUGUUUGUAACAACAUCUUUGAUCGCAGUGAUUCGACUUACUACCACUCAGCUUGGACUGGAAGUGGGACAACCUUCCCAACAACAUUUUUCUUCCAUUUCAACAAGACUGUUUACUUCAAUUCAAUGGAACUUCGUAUGAGACGUUGGCAAGACACCUUUGGCAACUUCACCAUUUACUGUGGUAAAGUUGAAGAACAACUCGAUAAGAUAAUGACAGUCGAAAAGAGUAACAGUAAUCCACGUACAUUAACAUUCACAGAAAUUCAGAGGUGUAAUUACAUCAAAUUUGAAGUGCUCAACAACGCAAAUGGUUAUAAUUAUGUCAACCUCGGCGAUUUGUUAUUAUACAUUGAACAAAAGUACACCAAUUUAUUUAAACCAACACACCCUGAUGUUAGAUCAACAGGAUUUGUUGCUCGUAAUGCACCUGGUCAUUAUGAAAAUGUACUUUUUGAAAACACAGAAGAUGGAAAAGGUCAAAUAACAUUCCAAAUGGUUGGUAAGCGAUUUGGUCUCUUUGGGGACUACGAUAGCUCAUUCGGAAAACUCGAAGUGUUGGUAGAUGGAAAAGAUCCUGUUUUUUAUAAACAAAUUGACACCAAAUCAUCUAUACUAAGAACACUUUACCUUGCUUGCAGUUUUGAAGAAGGAACUCACAUAGUCACAAUCAAUGUGAAAGAAGGAAGAGUCAAUCUUGAUGUGAUUGGAUUCGACUAA
Messenger RNA from Entamoeba invadens IP1, 3348 nucleotides. RefSeq names its product antigenic protein P1, putative. NCBI's taxonomy places the organism in Eukaryota, Evosea, Mastigamoebida, Endamoebidae. The record is from RefSeq and is a predicted model, not a curated record. The transcript has a single exon. Bases 1 to 3348 code for a protein of 1115 amino acids.